GUGCGCUUUAAAGGUAAUAGAUAAGAACAAGUCAUUAUAACCGGAAUAAUUUUUUAGCUGCGUAUAAUUUAGAAAUGACGAAACUGGUUUUGUUUUUACUUUCUAUUGCUCUGUGCCACUCUUUCCCUGAGGAAGAAAAUAAUGACCCAGAAGGUGUUUUGUUUGGUGGCGACAUUUUAUUAACUCCAGAACAAAAAUCUAUAAUUGAAGUUAGUGGAGAUAUUAGUCAAGCUGGACUGCUUAAGGCAUUAAGACAAAAGCGUGCUGCUUUGAGUAAUUCCAGUAUAUUGUGGUUACCUAACAACAAGGUGGUUCCAUGGAGUAUUACAAAACAGCUAGAAAAUACUGCUGAAGCUACAUUUGGUUUAAUGGCAGCUCUUAGAGAAUGGGAAGAAAGAUCUUGUCUCACAUUCAAAAGAAGAACAAAUGAGAUGGAUUACAUUGAAUUUUUUCAAGGUACUGGUUGUUGGAGUUACUUGGGAAAAGUAGGUGGGCUUCAAAACAUUUCUUUAGGUAAUGGUUGUUGGAGAAAGGGAACCAUUGUCCAUGAAAUAGGUCAUGCUAUGGGGUUUGGACAUGAGCAAAAUCGUCCAGAUAGAGAUCAGUAUGUUAAUAUUCGAUGGGAAAACAUUCCUGAAGCUAAGAAGCAUAACUUCAGAUUGUACUCCAACUCCUUAGUUGACAGUCUUAACUCACCAUAUGAUUAUAGAAGUUAUAUGCAAUAUUCAAAAACUGCAUUUGGAAUUAAUGGCUCUGUAACAUUAGAUCCUAAACUUCCUGGUAUUUUCCAGCUUGGUCAAAGAGUUGGAUUUACAGAGCAUGAUCAAUAUCAAGUGAUGCAGCUUUAUCGAUGUCAAGAUAAAACAACUCGUCCAACAACUGUUUUUCCAAGAUAUGAUCUAAAAGGUGAUUAUACUUGUGAUUUUGAAACUGAUUUGUGUGGAUUUACUCAUGAUAAAACAGCAGAUUUUGAAUGGGCUCAAAUUUAUGGUAAAACACCUUCUAGAGGAACUGGACCUGAUACUGAUCAUACUACUGGAAGACUAGGGAUCUAUUUAUAUAUUGAAGCAUCCCCUCCACAAAAAAAAAAUGAUAAAGCUCGUCUUAAAACAAAAUGGUUCGAAAAACCAUUAUCUGCACAAUGUUUCUCUGUUUUUUACAGCAUGUAUUCUCAAAAUGCUUCAAUGAUUGGUGAAUUUAAUAUUUAUAUUGAUGAUACAAUAACAAUAAAAAAUAUCUUUUCUCAAUCAAAAAGUGAGCCAAAUAAUGAUUGGAAAAACUUAUUAAUUGAUAUUAAACCCGAAGGUCCUUACCAGAUUAUUUUUGAAGCUAUAGUUGGUAAUGGAGGGCUAGGUGAUAUUGCUAUUGACGAUAUAAGCAUAACAGAAGGAAUUUGUCCAACAAAAAUUGAAACUUCUGACAGUUUCUUGAACGACUCAAGUUUGUGUGAAGAUAUAAAUGAUAGAGAGGCUGCAUAUUGUCAUCAGUGGGAACAAGCGGGAUAUUGCGUAAGCGAAGAAAAAACUAUGAAGUUGUAUUGUAGAAAGUCAUGUAAAUUUUGCUAUUGCUUGUCAACAAUAGAAAAUGGCGGAGCUAGUUUUGAACAGGUGCGCUUUAGAGAAAUGACGAAACUGGUUUUGAUUUUGCUUUCUGUUGCUCUGUGCCACUCUUUCCCUGAGGAAGAAAAUAAUGAUCCUCAAGGUAUUUUGUUUGGUGGUGACAUUUUGCUUACGCCAGAACAAAAAUCCAUAAUUGAAGUUGGUGGAGAUAUUAGUCAAGCUGGACUACUCAAGGCAUUAAGACAAAAACGUGCUGCUUUGAGUAAUUCGAGUAUAUUGUGGUUACCCAACAACAAGGUGGUUCCAUGGAGUAUUACAAAACAGUUAGAAAAUACUGCUGAAGCUACAUUCGGAUUAAUGGCAGCUUUUAGAGAAUGGGAAGAAAGAUCUUGUCUCACAUUCAAAAGAAGAACAGAUGAGAAGGAUUACAUAGAGUUUUUUCAAGGUAGUGGUUGUUGGAGUUAUCUGGGAAGAGUAGGUGGGCUUCAAAACAUUUCUUUAGAUGAUGGCUGUUGGGGAAAGGGGACCAUCGUUCAUGAAAUAGGUCAUGCUAUGGGAUUUGGACAUGAGCAAAAUCGUCCAGAUAGAGAUCAGUAUAUUACUAUUCGAUGGGAAAACAUUCCUGAAUCUAAGAAGCACAACUUCAGAUUGUAUUCCAACUCCUUAGUUGACAGCCUCAACUCACCAUAUGAUUAUAGAAGUUAUAUGCAAUAUUCUAAAACUGCAUUUGGAAUUAAUGACUCAGUAACAUUAGAUCCUAAACUUCCUGGUAUUUUCCAGCUUGGUCAAAGAGUUGGAUUUACAGAGCAUGAUCAGUAUCAAGCCAUGCAGCUUUAUCGAUGUCAAGGUAAAACAACUCGCCCAACAACUUUUUUUCCAAGAUACGAUCUGAAAGGUGAUUAUACUUGUGAUUUUGAAACUGAUUUGUGUGGGUUUACUCAUGAUAAAACUGCAACUUUUGAAUGGGCUCAAAUUUAUGGUGAAACACCUUCUAGAGGAACUGGACCCGAUUCUGACCAUACUACUGGAAGACUAGGAACCUAUGUAUAUAUUGAAGCAUCCUAUCCACAAAAGAAAAAUGAUAAAGCUCGUCUUAAAACAAAAUGGUUUGAAAAACCAUUAUCUGCACAAUGUUUCUCUGUUUUUUACAACAUGUUUUCUCGAAAUGCUUCAAUGGUUGGUGAAUUUAAUAUUUAUAUUGAUGACACAGUAACAAUAAAAAAUAUCUUUUCUCAAUCAAAGAGUGAGCCAAAUAAUGAUUGGAAAAACUUAUUAAUUAAUAUUAAACCCGAAGGUCCUUAUCAGGUUAUAUUUGAAGGUAUUAUUGGUAAUGGAUGGCAAGGUGAUAUUGCUAUUGACGAUAUAAGUAUAACAGCAGGAAAUUGUCCAACGAAUAUCGAAAUUUCUGACAAUUUCUCAAAUGACUCAAAUUCGUGUGAAGAUAUAAAUGAUAGAGAAGCUGGAUAUUGUCGUCAAUGGGAACAAGCGGGGUAUUGUGUAAGCGAAGAAAAAACUAUGAAGUUGUAUUGUAGAAAGACAUGUAAUUUUUGCUAAAUGUUAAAUGA
Messenger RNA from Hydra vulgaris (swiftwater hydra), 3124 nucleotides. The record is from RefSeq and is a predicted model, not a curated record. NCBI's taxonomy places the organism in Eukaryota, Metazoa, Cnidaria, Hydrozoa, Anthoathecata, Hydridae.